UAGGCCUUAAAGUACCAACAUUGACGUAUUUUGAAACUUGUUUCAAGUUCUAUGAUAGAGUGAUGCCAAGAGGAGAAACAUUCCAGAUGAGAGUACGACGUCGUCAGUCCGAUGCCAAGUGGCGUGCAAGUGUGGCAACCUGUUACGAGACCCUUAAGAACAUCAUACCCAACAGAGAAAAGAUGCCGAAGCGCAAAAUAUCAAAAGCUCUGAUCCUCCAGGAGACAGAGAACCACAUUGUGAAUAUAGAAAAUAAGUUCAGAGACCUAUUGGAACAAAAAGCAAAAGCAAGGGGAAAGUCUUUGAUAAUGCAGACAGAUUUUGGCUUUGCAGAAGCAAAAAUAGAAGAUAUACGAAAAGAAUUCUCAAACAAGCAGGAAAACCUCUACUUGCAAAACUGUAGCCAGCGUAAAAAGAGUAACAUCCCAUCUGAUCUUGAGCUGGGCUUGAUUGACCUGAGGUCGUCCAUGUGUAACUUGUCAGUGGUUCCGCUCGACUGUCUCCAAGAGUUCCUCAGUUCUUCGAACAGCAACGAGUUCUGUGAGACCCAGAAUAAAGAAACCAGUGAAGAAGAUGGGACAUAUUUGAAACACCGAAUUCUGUCACCAGAUUCCAGAGUAGUACCCACAUACACUGAUCGAACCAGACAGGAAACUCUUAAUGGCCAGACAGAUUUGCUUGACACUCAGGAACGUGAGACGUUGCCUCCAAGGACACCAGUAAAAGCGCGAAGAGGUAGACCAAGUAGGAGGCAAAAUUAUCAAUAUCGACGUGACAGAGUUGUGUCCCCUGAACAUUCCAACAUUUUUGAGAACUACAGCAGCUUUACUUCAGAGAAUUUCUACCACCAGGGUCACCAUGAGACCGUAGAGCAUGCUAGCUUCCAUAGCCGGGAGAGAACACCAGUACAGAACAGGAAACGAGGACGGGACUCGACCUCCAGGUCAAGGACACCUGCUAGGUCAACAAAACAACGACUUUUUGAGACGCACAGUGGAUUUACACCUGUCAAACUGCCUGAUGUAGUACCAGUAACACCAGGGACGCCUAGAUCCAACCCACCACAGAAAUCUCCCUUCACAGCUCUCAGCUCGGACAACCAUCCACAAGAUAGCCCACCAAGAGAUGAGAUUUGUAUGGCGCCGGACCUGUUAUUUAGCCCUCUGGACACCGCAAAACUGUUGUGUACAGAGUCUAUGGAUCUCAUGGACUUAGAUGAUGGACACCAGCCCAAUGAAAAUACACCUCAUCAUGCUAAAGAAAAAGGAAGAAAGUGUAAAGAGAAUGUGCAAGGUAGAGGGACAAACAAGCCUCGAGGACAGACUCACAGAUCCAGAUCUUCGCAUACUCAUCACCCAAGUGAAGGGGAGCCUCGUCAGGCUCGCAGAUGUCGCAGACAGCUGGAGAAGAGCUUUCCCACACCAGAAAAGAAGUUGGUGACAGAGACUCCAUUCAUCACUGGAGUGUUUGAAAGCACAGACAUCAACUGUUGUCAGGACUUUGACGGGUACUUCCAGUUUUACCAACAAAUGGCUGCCGAGUGUCCAGAAACACCGGAGACAGCGAGUCGCGUGGCUCAGAUGUGGAAAAAUAUGUCGCCAGCUUCACGUGAAACCUUUGUUGCUAUGGCUGCCCUUGACACACAAUCCAGUACAUCUGCACUCAGUGACCUCUCAGAUGACCUGUUGGACCUUGAACUUGAACCAAUCAUAGAUUGUUUCCAGUCAUCAGCCCAGGAUUGUGGUCACUCACAGCUUGUUCCAGAGUACAAUGGUGAUCUGUCCGAACAAGGCAUUUUCCACCCUUUUCUUUCUCUCCAGACUGUCCCUGACAGAGAAGAGAAAUCCACAAGUACAGCUCAGGACAUGGCAUCAUACCUGAAGAUGGGACCAGUCAGUGUAGCUUCAAACUCAUCUGGACAACACACGUACCAAGACAUGUUUGAUUCCGCUACUUUUAACACUGGGUCCAUCUCCCAGGCUGCCUACAUGAUUUCUGUCAACCAGUUUCUGGACCAGAGUGGCUGUAUUGGUCAGAUGUCUGGUCAGUUUGGUCACACAGCAUUGUCCACGCUAGCCAAGUCCACUGACCAGGAUAGCCAGACAGUCCCAGAUAUUGACCUUGUCCUGAAUCACAUCAUACAGGUCAAGGACUUGAAUAUUCCAACUUAGUAGACUCAGUCCUACCUUAAGAGAUGGUCAGUGUUUCCUCUUUUUGACAGGAUGUAUAUAGGGUAUUAUGGUAUGGUGGGCCAUCCAUCCAUUUGUUAACAUUUUCUUGUUUAAAACACAUUUUCUUUGCCUGAAAAAUGUUUUUUCUUGAA
Molecule: messenger RNA, 2323 nt
Organism: Mizuhopecten yessoensis (Yesso scallop)
Lineage: Eukaryota; Metazoa; Mollusca; Bivalvia; Pectinida; Pectinidae
Exons: 14
Coding region: 63-2171 (702 amino acids)
Molecular function (GO): protein dimerization activity
Source: RefSeq, a predicted model, not a curated record